Molecule: messenger RNA, 809 nt
Organism: Aricia agestis (brown argus)
Lineage: Eukaryota; Metazoa; Arthropoda; Insecta; Lepidoptera; Lycaenidae
Product: ejaculatory bulb-specific protein 3-like
Exons: 3
Coding region: 178-675 (165 amino acids)
Source: RefSeq, a predicted model, not a curated record
UAAACCAUUACCUUUAAAUUAAUUAAGAAAUAACAAUAUUUUGUGACUUUUAUUCCGACGACGGCAAUAUUAUAUAAAGGGAGAAUCUAAAGAUGCAGCUGGAAGAAGUGAAUCUUCUCUAUCUGUUUAGGGCACGGUGAGGUUCAAGAAGUAAGAAUACACAACAUACAAACUAUCAUGAUGAAGAGUGCUGCGUUCUGUCUGCUGGUCGCUGGGGCCUUUGCAUAUCAAGACAUACCCGCCUCUUACAACUUCGAUGAAGUAUUAAAAGACAAGACCAAGCUGCACGACUUCUUUGGCUGUUUCCUCGACAAGAACCCUUGUACGGAGACCACAUCUCAUAUCAAGAAUCAUCUCAAGGAGUUGAUCCUGGACGGAUGCCGGGAGUGCGACCUUCGGCAGCGGCACUACGCGCACGUGCUCACCAGCGCCCUCAAAGACAAGUAUCCUCAGGACUACAAGGAGUACCGCGCCAAAUACGACCCCCAGGGGAAGUACUUCUCCAAGUUCGAAGACGCCUUGGUCGUACUAGUUCGACGUUCACGAUGCGCAGUUCUACUUGGUUUCGGAAACUUCAUUGCGCGACAUCCAAUAGCGCUGCGGGCAUUUAAUAUGCCCGCAGCGCUAGGCACCAAUGACCGCACGGUAAAGUUUCCGAAUCCGUUAUCCGAAUAGUGAAUCACCCACGAAACGCCUUACACAGUCUGUGCGGUCGACCGGUCGCGUUGGUACCCACUCCCCUAUAGCUGCAGUUUCGACACGUUAGUUUUCCCAUUGGCCAAUAAAAGAUUAUGUUAUAAUACAGAAUG